Molecule: messenger RNA, 1070 nt
Organism: Wasmannia auropunctata (little fire ant)
Lineage: Eukaryota; Metazoa; Arthropoda; Insecta; Hymenoptera; Formicidae
Product: prion-like-(Q/N-rich) domain-bearing protein 25
Exons: 5
Coding region: 204-866 (220 amino acids)
Source: RefSeq, a predicted model, not a curated record
ACGCUAUAUGUAGUAAUAAUACAUGUGUAUGCAACGAAAAUGUUUCUCAUUACGUGGAGAGUGAACUGUUUUGCUGGGGAAACACGGGAAUCAACGAAACUUGUAAUCAAGACCGAGAUUGUUACGUGAAAGAUUUCAAAGGCAAUUUAACAUGUCACGCUACAUGCGGCUGUCCCGAUGGCACACGCUUAAGCAAGGAUGAAAUGAGUUGUGUAGGAUCAGCAGAACUUGGAGAAGCUUGCGAAAUAGACAGUGAUUGUUAUGUCCCGUCUUCCGUUUGUAAGAAACAAGUGUGCACAUGUGCCAAGAACUAUUAUGAAUCACAUGAGCUUUGUUUGCCAGGUAUCAAUGCUGAUUGCACGGGUAACGAAGGUUGCUCACCGAAUAAUUCCGUGUGUAUUUCGAAGAAAUGUUAUUGCGAGCCGAAUUAUGUGGCUGCGUCUAUUGAUUCAUGUAUACCAGUAUCACUGUUCGGCGAGCCGUGUUUACUGGAUAUUCAAUGUUCUGCCACUGCAACGGACGCAAUUUGUGCGUCUGAGAACAGAAAUGACACCGCGGUCACAACGGAAUCGUCGACAGAAUCGUCGACAGAAUCGUCGAUAAAAUCGACGACAGAAUCGACGACAGCAGAAGACAAAAUUUGUACUUGUAGUACAGAGGACUACUACAGAUUCGGAAGGUGUUUUAAGAAAAAAUUUCUCGGCGAAAUUUGCACGAAUUUGGGUGAAUGUUAUGAAAGCUACAAUGAAAAAAGAAUAGUUUGUAGAAACGGGAAAUGCGCAUGCAUAUGGGGCUACGUGAAAUUGAAUGGUACUGUUUGUGUAAAACAUUCACAAGAGUCAAAAUUUUUUUUGAAAGGUGAGUAGCCUUGACUCGGUUAAGCUAUUAUAUUCAGUUAAUAGAAAAUUUUUGCCGCAUUUUAUUUCCGUCCACGUUAAAGCAGUGCCGAGGUGAGGACCUUUCUCGGCCGCGCAUAAAACCCUUUUAUGUGGCAGAAUAAUGUGCCCGCAAUUACGAGUCGCGCAUUCGCACGCCAGUUCGAGGGCUGUAUUGUAAUUUUUGCGAUUAGC